Molecule: messenger RNA, 4068 nt
Organism: Symbiodinium sp. CCMP2592
Lineage: Eukaryota; Dinophyceae; Suessiales; Symbiodiniaceae
Source: the annotation of a GenBank genome assembly
AUGCGGCUCCUUCUCCCUCCUGCCUCUGUCUCACAUCCGUUUGGGCGGGAGCUCUUAAUGGUUGGGUGGGAGGAGCCCCACCUUGAGGCUGCCAAGCCUGCCGAGGCCUGCCUUCCGGCCCGGCGUGUUUUAGCUUGUCCGGUCUGCCGGUCCGAUGCCCCUGCGCGUGCGUUCUACUCUGGUUUCGUUCCGCCGACUUUUGGGUUGCAACCGCUGCGACGCGGCGGCGUUUCCCCCGAGGCCUGUUUCAAGCCCGGGGCGCCUGUCGCUCCUCAGAGGUUCGCUCCGACCGACCUCGAGCGCCUGUUCGGAUGUGAGUCGCUGGCAGGCCACUCGGCCGUUGCUAUAGGCUGUCCGGGCCCGAUCGUUGGCGCUGUCGCCAUCGGCGACCCGUGCUGGGCUUUCGCUGCGGAGCCCAGCGCUCGGGCAGCGCUAUUGCAGCUCCUUGACAGCUUCGAGGGCGACCGUGUCCUCCUAUGGGUGGGACCAGAGCUGGUUAUGCCGGCCGGCCCAUUCCAUGCUUUUCUCGAGUAUUACAAGCUCAUAUCGCAGCUCGCGGUCAAGCCGGGGCCCUCACCGCCUUUGGACACACAAGACGUUUGUCCUUCUCUCCUGCGAGCGGGCAUGGGCUCGUGCGCGCGUCAGACAGCUGCGCCCUCCCACCGGGCGGGGGCGGCUGUCUCUCGUGGCUGGUCCGGGGGUGGCCGGCGAGUGCCUGGACUGGCGUCUCCCGCCUUUGCCGCGGCGCCCGCACCCAUUUUGGCGACUGCCGCGCUGCGUCUGCUCUCUGGGAUUUUCUGCUCGCUUUUCCUCUCGAACCGCGGGCCUCCUCGGCUCGGGAUGGGGGGAUCACCCCUGGCCGAGCCGCCUUCGGCAGACCUGGGAGCUGCUAUCGGAGCCUACUUAGAUCUCGUCGCGGGAGCCCCUUAUGAUCCGAAGAGGUUUGCGGAAGCAGCGCGCCUCGGCACCAAAGCCCGCGCGGCUGCCCCGUCGUUUCCAGAAGCCUUGAGGGCCCUGCGCAGAGAAUGGACCUUACGCCAAGGCGACCAUUUCAAGGGUCUCUUCGAGGCAGCCCUGGACGAGUUGCUUCCUUCAGACCUGCUUCACUGGCUCAGACACACUGCCACCCAGGGAGUUGACGCCCGCUACGAAGGGGACCGCCAGCGCGUGAGAGCCACGCCGCACCCGUCUCUGCAGGGGCACCUCACCGAGGCGUUCGAGCAGAUCUGGAAGGAUGUAAGUAAAGGGAGAGUUCUCCUACUUACGUGCCCUGGCGAUGCUACUCUUCUUGAAGGGGUGAUCUUCGUUCCUUUGGCGCGUGUCCCCAAAAUGCUGCCGAACAGGACUGUGUCCGCGAAAGGACGGCUAAUAUGGGACGCCAGACGUGUAAAUGAACACUGCAGCAAACACCGGUAUUUCCCGGCGCUGCAGCCGAGACACUCCGAGAUAGCAAGGUUGAUCCUCUGGUGGCAGACUCGCUUCCCUCACAUCCCAAUCUAUUUGGCCAAGAAGGAUGUCAGUGACGCCUUUAAGUGGUUAUGGAUUCAAAGUGAGGAUGGGCCGCUCUUUGGCGCUGAUCUGCCCGGGACUGAGCUUGGGCUUCCGGAAGGCGUCACCGCGGUAUAUACUGCGAUGACCUUCGGUUGGACCGGAGCCCCGGGAUCGUUUAUGGGAUUCGCCUGGGGAGUCAAGCUCUUGCAUAGCUCGCAUACCCCAACCCAGCCGCUUUGGCACGACACCACUGCUUUCAAAUCGCUGAUGCUAAUGGACGACGCCGUCGUCAUUGAACCAGCGUUGGGCCUCCGGCCUUGGCAGUCACUGCGUACGGCUGAAGCAGCGGCGCGCAAGAUCUUAGGCCCCGAAGCUAUCAACCCGGAGAAGGACCUCGAGGAGGGCACGCUCACGUUUGACAAGGUGAUCUGCCACUUGCUCCUCCUCCCUGACUUCGAUCGAGGAAACACUCACCUUGCCCUGCGCCUGGUGCAGGAACUGCGUGGUAACUUGGAGUUCUGGGCAGCUGUCCUUCCCACUGUCAACCCCUACCUGCACUCCAUCAAUGCGCUCCUCAAACCCCCAGACGAGCAGGGCCGAGCUAACCCACAGGGCGACCCCUCUGAGGUGGCAGCCCAGUGGGACAGCUUCUGGGAUACUCUCGAUCUUUUGAGGCUGCUUGCGCAAGACCGGGCUUCCUGGUCCACCCGCUUCUCCAACCCUCUGUUUGCAGCCCUGGAUACCAAUGAGAUACUGGCGUUGCCAGGGGUCAGCUCAAAGGUAAUCUGGGUCACCGCUGAUGCGACCCCCACUCAUGUGGGAGCGGUCGACUGGUCAAGUAAGAUCGCUGUGGCGCAGACAGUGGGGCAGUUCCUGGCUGCCGUGGCGUUGGCAGGAGCCCGAGCUAAGCUCGAGGCGAGUUUCUCGCCCGGGACUGGCGAAGAUGAAGAGUGCGAAGACGACCGCCUGCAGAUUGCGCUCGCGGAGCUCGUUGCACUCCUAGUUCUCUGCGCCCAUCGUCGGGAAGCUUGGAAAGGAUGCAUUAUCCUCUAUGCCGGGGACAACCAGAACGUCAUCACCUGGGUCCGCUCGCGCCGCUCUGGCCAUGCCGGCGCCAGCUUCUUGCUGCUAGUGCUGGGUGCGCUGGAAGUGACCCAUGGGUUCCAAAUUCGAGGUGAAUACGUUCGCACUUACCGGAACACCACUGCUGACCGUCUCACGCGCGAAGAACCCGCCGGAGUUUGUAAGGCCAUGGGACUCACCUUGCUCAAAGAGGACCCCGACUGGGAUGCCCUUCUGGAGCAGGGAUGGUCCAGGCGGGCUCUGGUUUGGGCGGGUCAGCCCCAUUCGGACCGAGGAACCGCGGUGCAGCUGGCUCUGCGUGGAACGCACUCCCCGCAGGAGGGAGACACACUUGAACCUGCUCAGGCGGGCACUUGCGUUAUCCUGGGGGGAGCCUUGAACGCACGCAAGGAGGUUGAUUUGCUCAGGGCCGCAGAGUCUGCAUUGCGCCCACACGCCGCCUUCAUCGACCUGCUCCACGACGCCCUCGGUAAGAAGACUACGGGUGGAGCCAACCGCGAACUCACCUACCGCCAAGGGGUCGCUUAUGGCCGAGCGCUGGGUGAUCGCACGUGGUGGAAGCGAGGUCUUGUCUUGGGCUUAAGGGAGGACUCCGCACCGGGCGCCCCUGAAAAAUUGAGCAUUGCCUUCAAUGCCCUCUCCGCGGCGCCCGAGACCAUCCCAGCCUUCGACCCCGUUUGGGCAAAUCGGGAGCCCACCACCUGGAUAGAAGGGGGCAUGUUGAAGGUCGACCCCACCUUCCCCCACCUGGGCGAGGACGCCUCACUUGCUCCAGAGAGGGCGGGCGCGUGCAGCCUGCCGUGGGAGAGCCACUGCUGGGCCCUGGUCGCUGCUUGGCUCGAGGCUGAAAACAGCCGCUUGAGCAUGAGCAACCGCCGCGCCGGAGGACGGCCGCGUGAGUCCUCGCGUGAGAGGACGCCGAGAGAAGAGCGCUCCGGGAGGAACCGCGAACCCGCUGGGCAGCGGUCUCGGCUCUACGACGACGGCAAGAAGCUCACAGCGUUCCUCCGGCACACGGCCCCAGUCGACGUCAACGGCUACAUAGCCGUGGAAGAGCUGCUUCGGUUCAGGCGGUUCGAGGGCAGGGUGAGAGAGGCGGUAGCGGCCUCCAACAAGAACCGAUUCAACCUGAGGACGUCGCAAGGUGUCGAGCAGGUCGCUGCCUGGUCGGGGCACACCAUACGAGGUGUGCUGGGGCCAGCCCAACACGUCGAGGCGGGUUCCCUGCCCGACGUCCUGGUGCAUGGAACCUACAGCAGCUACGUGCCGAGCAUCCAAGCGGAAGGCUUGGUACCGACGCGGAGGUCGAUUCACUUGCUGGAUCCCAAGCAUCCUCACCGCAAGUGGCGGCCCGACCUUGAGGUAGCCAUUUUGAUCGCUGCUUGCAAGGCGCAGGCUGAGAAUCACGUGUCCUUUAGGCUCACUGCCUGGAGGACAGUUCCCGGUUGGAAUUUGCGCCUGGGAACAAUUUUUGCCGGGAACAAGGCCAACUAG